This is a messenger RNA of Aspergillus steynii IBT 23096, 1413 nucleotides long. Its product is annotated as putative transsulfuration enzyme family protein. The coding region runs from base 185 to 1372 and encodes 395 amino acids. Gene Ontology annotation, cellular component: cytoplasm. The record is from RefSeq and is a predicted model, not a curated record. The transcript is spliced from 2 exons. NCBI's taxonomy places the organism in Eukaryota, Fungi, Ascomycota, Eurotiomycetes, Eurotiales, Aspergillaceae. Gene Ontology annotation, molecular function: pyridoxal phosphate binding; carbon-sulfur lyase activity. Gene Ontology annotation, biological process: transsulfuration.
GGGGUGGGGCGGAGAUCCAUGGAUGUCGCCUCUGCAAGAAAGACACGGAAAUGCUGUCGCAUUUUGUGGCCGAGCGCCGUGCCUGAGAGGCGCGAGGUUUGACUUAUAAAUAUAGCGAUCCGGGCCUGAUCGUUUCACUUUCUGUCAACUCUCUCGUUUGCUUCUUGACGACUCCCAGAACACGAUGGCGCCGUCAACCAACAGCCAUCCCUCUACUCGUGCAUUGCACGCCGAUGACCCUCUCCACCUGGUGACUGACGUCGCACCCCCAAUUCAUCUGUCGACAACCUUCAGAUUCCCCAGCAAUCCCGAAGAUUUGGUCCCGUCAGUGGACCCUGUUGACGAAUUUGACGGAAAGAACUACAUAUACUCCCGGGAAUUUGCCCCAAAUGCGACCCGAUUCGAAGCGAUCCUCUCCUCCCUCCUGGGUGGCCAAGCUGUGAGCUAUGCAACCGGCUUGGCUGCUCUACAUGCGGCCUUGACCCUGCUGAAUCCCCGCCGGAUAUCUAUAGGGCAAGGCUAUCACGGAAGCCACGAAGUGAUUAGCGUCAUCUCCCGACUAUCGGGAUUGCAAAAGCUCGAUCUCGACUGCCCUGCCGAAAGUCUGGGAGAAGGCGACGUUAUUCUGCUCGAAACGCCGGUGAACCCGUACGGAACUGCAUUCAGCAUCGAGGCAUACGCCCAGAAGGCUCAUUCGAGAGGGGCAUACCUAAUUGUGGACAGCACAUUCGGUCCUCCGGGCCUGCAGGAUCCGUUCUUGUGGGGCGCUGAUAUAGUGAUGCAUUCGGGCUCGAAGUAUUUCGGCGGUCACAGCGACAUGCUCUGCGGAGUUCUCGCGACCAAGCGCAAGGACUGGGUCAAGCAGCUGUUCGAGGACCGGCUGGCGAUUGGAAGCGUUAUCGGCAACCUGGAGAGCUGGCUGGGUGUUCGCAGCCUUCGCACCCUCGAAGUUCGGGUGCAAAGGGCCAGCCAGGGCUCGGGUAACUUGGUUGCCUGGCUACAGAGUGCACUGACUGCGCCGUCGCCUGCGCCGGGCAGCGACGAGGCAGUCAUCCAGACGGUGCUUCAGAAGAUCCACCAUGCCAGUCUCCAGGACGAGCCCUGGCUUCAGAAGCAGAUGCCCAACGGCUUUGGGCCGGUUUUCUCCGUCAUCCUACAGAAGGAGGAGUUCGCCCGCGUGUUGCCCAGUAAGCUGGCGUUCUUCCAGCACGCAACGAGUCUUGGCGGAGUCGAGUCCCUGAUCGAGUGGCGUGCGCUGUCGGACUCUCGAGUGGAUCGGAAACUGUUGCGAUUGAGCAUUGGGUUGGAGCACUGGGAGGAUUUGAAGAAUGAUCUGCUGCAGGCGUUCAGGGCGCUUGCAGGGCAGCAAUAAGUGCACAUACAUUGCAUAUGAAUAUAGAGAAUAACUGUAAG